Molecule: messenger RNA, 2026 nt
Organism: Cornus florida
Lineage: Eukaryota; Viridiplantae; Streptophyta; Magnoliopsida; Cornales; Cornaceae
Exons: 1
Coding region: 175-1560 (461 amino acids)
Biological process (GO): polyamine biosynthetic process
Source: RefSeq, a predicted model, not a curated record
AGACUCGAACGCCCUUUGGAGAAACUGUAUAAUGACCAAAAAGUUUAAACAAUUUGACAUAAAUAUGUUUACUUGCAGUGUAAUUCUGAAAUCUUCAUAGGAAAAAAAAAAAUUCUAAAAUCUUCAUACCAAGGAAAACGAAGACACAGGACUCUCUCUCUCUCUUCUUACUCCAUGUCCCUCGACCCUGGAGCUUUUGAAGCCCUAGUUCCAUAUCGUUUCAUUACAUUCACAAUUCCCAAUCCAUCUCACUCUAUCAAUGCCGACCACCACCUCCACACCCCACUCCUUCGUGUCGCCGUCCUCGACUCACCAAUCCAACCCACCAUAACCACCGAUCCACCCCGAGUCGCCGCCAUGAUCGUCCCCAAACACCGCGAAACCGACUGGACAUUCUCCACCCAGACCGGCCAUCUCCAACUCCUCCUCAGCUCCCCCGAAUUUUCCCGCCUAAUUAUCGUCGGCAACCUCCCAGCCAAUUCUCUCCCAGAUACAUACAAUCGCCCCACAUGUCUCGAUCAUGCGAAUCAGGCGAAACUCGAAGAAACCCUAACCCCUUUGUUGAUAGCUUUGUUGCCCAAAUUGGCUUUCAAAGACGGCUUGCCCGAAAUACCCUUUUUGAGAUAUGAAGACGAUGUUGUUCGUAGUGUGGUUUUGGAGAAAUGUGUUGGGUCUUGUGUUGGUGAGAUGUUGAUUGAGGACGUUGAAUUGCAAUUCGAGUGUGAUAGAGAGUUUCGGAGAAGGUUGAGGUUUAAGCGAAUGCCCAAUCUGAUUCAAACCCAGAUACGUCUCGUUUCGAAUUCAAAUCCUGAUGUGAUUUCUGGUUCCAAUUGUGUGGGUUUAGGGGAAUUAGGGUUUAAGCCAGAUACACAGGUUCUGGUUCAUCCUUAUUUGACUCCAAUGGUGGCAAGUCUUUCGCUGAUCAGUUCGUGUCUUGAUCAGCGAAUUCGAGGUGGGUUUAGGCCAAAAGCAUUGUGUCUGGGUGUUGGUGGUGGUGCUUUACUUGGAUUCUUGAAUGCCCAAUUGGGUUUCGAGGUCAUUGGUGUGGAGGCAGAUGAGGCUGUUCUGAGGGUUGCCAAGCAGUAUUUUGGAUUAGAAGAUGGUGAGUUCAUUCAGCUUCGUGUUGGGGACGGAAUAGAAUUGAUAAACAAAUUUUCUCAUCAAGCCAAUGAACAAAAUGUUGAUGUAUGGGAUGCUAAAUUUGAUGUGAUUAUGGUCGAUUUGGAUUCGAGUGAUGCUAGAAUGGGUAUAAGUGCUCCUCCAAUGGAGUUUGUUCAGAAGUCUGUUCUUUUGGCAGCUAGACUUGUUCUUAAUGAGCUUGGUGUUCUUGUUAUCAAUGUGAUUCCUCCAACUAGGGCAUUCUACGAGACGUUGAUACAUGAGUUUCAGGAGGUUUUUCAGGAGUUGUAUGAAAUAGAUGUUGGGAAUGGAGAAAACUUUGUUCUAAUUGCCACUGCAUCACCAAUGGCGACUGCUUCUGGCGAUUGUGAGAAUACUUUUCUCACGAGGUUGAAACUGGUUAUUUCAGGAGCUUAUAUUGAUUCAAUAAGGAAACUUUGAAGGUUUUGGUUGUCACCAAGUAGACAAAUAUGCUCUCCAUAUCCUUGGGGAAAGGGUGUAUAAGGCCGAGCAGCAAAACGCGUUUUGGAAACCAUGAGCGCUUUUUGUAUAGUGCAUAGCAGACAAUAUCUGCACUGUGCAUACGCGUCAUUAGUUAUGGUUCUCAAAUCCUCAGUAAAGAUGGCAAAGAAACAGAAGCUAACUCACUGUGGACAGUCUAGUGUUUCUAAUCCAGUUACCUUAGCAAGCAUUACUAGAGGAGACCUCAUUGCAGGUGUGGAUGAUUUCAAACUCUCCCUUCAUCAUAAAGUUGAAGUUUUUUGCUAGCUGUGGUGUUAAAGGAAUGUUGUUGACACAAAUAUGCAAUUAAGUUUGUUGUAGGCAUUGUAAUCUUGUGAAACUCUUUAAUGUACCUCAGAAUGUUUAAAGGCCGUUAUCUUUUCUGUCAUUUGCACCUAUUAUCGUA